AUGGCUUGUGAUCCGUCGUGGAAAACUGAUAGCGGUUUUAAGAGUAACUACAUGACUGAGGUGCUAAAGAGAAUUAUUGACAUAAUGCCUAAUUUCACCAAGAAAGUUACGUCUCAUCUUGAGUCAAAAAUCAAAUGGCUAAAGUCAAAAUUCCAUUGUAUCAAUGACAUGCUGAGAGAGAGCGGUUGUCAAUGGAAUGAUGUGGAGCAAAAAAUAGUAUGUGAAAAGCAAUGGUUCGAUAGCUAUUGUCAGACUCAUAAGGAACCAAAGGAAAUGUGGGAUUUUAAAUUCCCAUACUUGAAUCAACUUGAAUUGGUAUAUGGAAGAGAUAGAGCUACUGGAACAGUUAGUCAAGGAUAUGAAACUGCAAUACACAAAAUGGUGACUGCUCAAAAUAAUGAACGUGGUGGUCAAAACUCUGGUGAAACUGAUUUCUCAUCUGAAGAAGAGAACAACAAUGUGAGCUCUGAAUUACAGGGAACCCCAAAUUCCCUGAAUUUACCCGAGAAACAGGUACAACCAUCAAACACUGGAGAGAAGGUUGCAAAAAGAAAGAAAGCAACAUUUGCACCUACUCCCUUGGAUGUUGGGGCACAAUUACAAGAUAUCAAUACUGGUUUUCGCACUUUUGUGGAAGGAUUUAAUAGCAAUUUUGCAACCAUGGCAAAUGCUAUGGUAGAGGAAAAUUUGCGUGAAAAAUCUGCUGCAGAAAGAAUGAAAGAUGUUGUUCUAGAGCUAAUGAACAUUGGCCUUCCAAGUGGAGAUGUUUUCAAGGCAACUAACUUAUUCACUACAGAAAAAGAUAAUAUUGAUGUGUUUUUCAACCUUCCUGCUGAAAUGCGAAGGCUUUACGUGAUCACCCUACUUGUUCCCACACCAAGCAUUUAA
Molecule: messenger RNA, 888 nt
Organism: Oldenlandia corymbosa var. corymbosa
Lineage: Eukaryota; Viridiplantae; Streptophyta; Magnoliopsida; Gentianales; Rubiaceae
Source: the annotation of a GenBank genome assembly